AUCUGGUACAGGUGUUGUGGCUAGCAAUACUCCUUCUUAUGGUUGUCAACAUUUCAGAGAGUGUUUCAGUGAAGCAUGCCACAAAACCCAUCCUGGCCAGAUCUGACGACAUUACAGUUACCCUGCCUUGUGACUUCACUACAGCAACUUACGAGACACCGCAGAUCACGUGGUACCAGGAAAAGGCAGGCCACAGGAAAGAAAUUAUGCAGUAUGACAUUCACAACCGUUUGUCGUCUUACGGGGAGUUUGUAAACCGCGUGACCCGUGGGGACCGAGGGGCACUGGUUAUUCUGAGGCCCAGUCCAAGGGAUUCCUGGAACUAUUCGUGCGAGGUUGAAGUGGACAAUGAAACCCCAAGCUGGGUUAAAACUUCUGUGGAAUUAUUGGUAGAAGAAGAACCUCUGACCACGAUAAGGUCCACAGCGGAUUCCACAGAGCGGACUCCAAAACAAACAGAAGAUGUCAAGGGCGAACUGGUUUUCUUCAUAGCCAUUUUAUGGAUGGUUCCAACGGUUUGUUCUUUCAUAUUUGGUAAAAAAGGAUUUCAUCGGUGCAAAGAAACACACAGGAACCUGCGGACGAAAACGCUACGGCAGAUAUUUACGUUAGGUAUGAUUGUUUUCAUCUUCAUAAAAUCGAAUUUUAGAUGAAUAUAAACCAGUUAAUAAACAAAUUCACUAAAAGUAUUAUGUCUAUUACAGCAGGAAGCGUUGAAAGCUUGCAUUAUUAUGAAUUAUGGAAGUUGCUAUUUACCAAUAUGAUACUAUUACAUGUAUAUGCUAUUCUUUUUCUUUUCAAACAAGAUAUUAUAUUCUUUGCUACAUAACACAUUAAUUUAAAAGCAAGGAUUUGAUAAAAUAUAAAAGUUAUUAAGACUUGAACUACGUGUUCUCAGAUACUGUAAGGCAAUUGGUACAGCACUGGGGGACCAGAAUCAUCGCCUAUAGCGUCAUAAUUUGCUCGAUCACCCGCUGAUAGACGUAGAUUUAUUCCCCGUUAAAACGGCUUCGCGUCACAGUUAUUAGAGAGCGAAUUACACGGCCAAAAUGUCCCAGAGCCAAGGUAAAUCUGUACACAAAAUAUGAUGAUUUUAUGAUUUACGUCACGUGAUUCUGUUUAAAGCUCUAACAAUAUGACCGAUUCUACGUGAGAGCCGUGCAAGAGAACGUCAGUGAGAUUAAUAAAGAAAUGACAUAUAAAUAAUGAUUUGAAACUAAACUAUUUUGAAAAUUAUUCAUUCCAAUAUGGCGGAAUUAACAACAGAUAGGUUUGUACGUGUGCCGACUGUCGGUGGAAAGUUACUGUACUUUGACAUUGUGAGUGUGCCGAUUGGCAGUGGAAAGUUACUCUGCUUUGACAUUGUACGUGUGCCGGUUGGCAGUGGAAAGUUACUGUGCUUUG
Messenger RNA from Liolophura sinensis, 1404 nucleotides. RefSeq lists its product as uncharacterized. The record is from RefSeq and is a predicted model, not a curated record. The transcript is spliced from 3 exons. Lineage: Eukaryota; Metazoa; Mollusca; Polyplacophora; Chitonida; Chitonidae. The coding region runs from base 39 to 653 and encodes 204 amino acids.